CACAUCUCCCUCCUUCAUUAUCCAAUCCCCAUACCUCCCUCCAUCUCCCAUCCCUCUCUCCCCUAAUUCAAUGCAAUUCUUUGCUCUCCUUUUUCUGGCAUGUCCUCUUCUUCCUGUGCAUCUUCACAUUCGUUUGCAUCCCUCUGAUCCAUGAUCUUCUAUCGAUAUCAAAUAAGCACAAUUUAAAGACAGCGCAGAACAAUGCCACCCAACCCGGGACCCCCUCCCCCCUACCGGGACCACCUCAAACAAGACGCGCCCUCCCGCAAAUCGCUCUCCUCCUUCGCCCCGAUCCCCGAAGAAGAAUCCUCACCAUCCGCCGACAUCGACGACCGAUUCACCCUCUCCGACCUCUCCGAUGACGACGACCACCACCACAAUCACAAUACCGGCGGCAGCGGCAGCAGCAGCAGGAGCAGCAGCAGCCGCCAGAUCAAACUCCGCCGCAUCGACAACCACCACAGCCGCCACAGCUCCACCGCAUCCAAACCCGCCUACGCCUACCCCACGAGUAAUAACAACAGUGCCCGCCCCUCGGACGUUGAAGCCUACCUCUCCUCCAUCACCGCCGCGGAACGCGAACUCCUGACCGCGGCGCAUCAGUUCGAACUCUCCGACGACGAGGAGGAGGACAGCGACGACAGCGAUGCGCGCUCCGUGAGCUCGGACGUGGGGUUGAGGAAGGGGUCAAAGGGACAUCAUCGGAGAAGAUCGUCGGCUUUCAAGAAGCAUACGCCGCAUAUGGGGUGGGGGUGGACGACGACGACCAGAUACUAUUAUCGGAAGGUUUGGUGCCGUGCGCUGCUGGUGGUCGUGUUGGUGUUGGGGGCGUUGGUGUGGGUGUUUCUACGGUUUGCGGCGCGUGGUAGCUGGGAUGCGGGGAGGGUGGAGGUGGAUAUGCCUCCCUCCGAAUCAUGGUUCCCGACGCCGCAAGGCGGUGCGCUGGAGGAUUGGGCGGAUGAUUAUCGCAGGGCGGAACUGUUGGUGCGCAGUAUGACGCUCAUCGAGAAGAUCAACAUCACGACCGGCGUUGGAUGGCAGAUGGGCAUGUGUGUGGGGAAUACAGCGCCCGCCGAACUUGUCAAAUUUCCCUCGUUGUGUCUGCAGGACGGACCACUGGGGUUGCGCUAUGCCGAUUUGAUCUCCGCCUUCCCCGCUGGGAUCACCACCGGCGCGACCUGGAAUCGCGAGUUGAUCCGUCAGCGGGGCGUGGCAUUGGGCGAGGAAGCGCGCACCAAAGGUGUCAAUGUGCUUCUCGGUCCUUCUAUGGGCCCCCUGGGGAUGAUGCCUGCUGGUGGUCGCAACUGGGAAGCGUUUGGGGCGGACCCGGUUUUGCAGGGUGUGGCGGCCGCGGAGACUAUUCGCGGCAUUCAGAGCACCGGGGUGAUGGCUACGGCCAAGCACUAUAUCAUGAACGAGCAGGAACAUUUCCGUCAGCCCUACGAGUGGGGCAUCGCAACGGCCCUGUCAUCCAACAUCAACGACCGUGCGCUACAUGAGGUCUUUCUCUGGCCCUUCGCGGAAGCCAUCCGGGCCGAUGUCGCCAGUGUCAUGUGUUCGUACCAGAUGGUGAACAAUAGCCACGCCUGUGAGAACAGCAAGCUGCUGAACGGGAUCCUCAAGGACGAACUGGGUUUCCAGGGCUUCGUGCAGUCCGACUGGCUGGCUCAGCGCUCGGGCAUCAAUAGCGCUCUAGGCGGGCUCGACAUGAGCAUGCCCGGCGACGGUCUUCGCUGGGCGGACGGCAAGUCGCUCUGGGGAUCGGAGCUGACUCGUGCCGUGCUUAACACUUCUGUCCCGAUGGAGCGGUUGAACGAUAUGGUGACUCGCAUCGUAGCUGCUUGGUACCAUUUGGGCCAAGACACGUGGGAGCGCCCACCGCCGGAAGGCAACGGCGGUCCCAACUUCUCCUCUUGGACCAACGACGAGGUGGGCUGGAUCUAUCAGGGAUCCCCUAGUGACGAGACCUACGGCGUGGUGAAUCGCUUCAUUAAUGCGCAGGGCGAGGGCGACAAUGCCCAUUGGAUCAUCGCGCGCAAGGUCGCGACCGAGGGAAUUGUGCUCGUAAAGAAUGACCGUCAGACCCUCCCGUUGUCCCGCCGCCCCACGACUGGGUCCGGAGCCGUGUUUCGCGUGGGUGUCUUCGGUGACGAUGCGGGCCCGGCAAUGGGUCCCAACGCCUGCGCCGAUCGCGGGUGCAACCAAGGAACCUUGGCGAUGGGCUGGGGCAGCGGCACGGCCGAAUUCCCGUAUCUGGUCAGCCCCUUUGAGGCUUUGCAGUCCGCCUGGGAGACAGAGAUCGAACUCAGCCCCUACCUCCGCAACGCGGUGAUGCCGGCGGAGGUGGCGGACAAGGACCUCUGCUUGGUGUUCGCCAAUGCCGACUCGGGCGAAGGUUUCAUCUCCGCGGGGGGCAUUCACGGCGACCGCAAUAACCUGUUCCUGCAGAAGGGCGGCGACACGCUGAUCGAGACGGUCGCUCAAAACUGCGCUGGGCCGACCGUGGUGGUUGUGCAUGCGGUGGGUCCGGUCGUGGUGGAAUCGUGGAUCGAUCUGCCAGGGGUCGAUGCCGUGCUUUUCGCCCAUCUGCCUGGCCAAGAGAGCGGCAAUGCGCUGAUGGACGUCUUGUUUGGCGUGGUCGAUGCCAGCGGGCGGCUGCCGUACACGGUCGGCAAGAGUCUGGAAGACUACGGACCCGGGGCGCAGGUCUUGUAUGAGCCUAAUGCACCCGUGCCGCAGGUAGAUUUCCAGGACGGGCUGUAUAUUGAUCAUCGGUAUUUCGAUCGACACAACAUCACGCCACGAUUCGAGUUCGGGUUUGGAUUGUCGUACACGACGUUUGAGCUUGCCGAUCUUCAUGUCCAGGGGCUGCAGUCCAAGUCCCGUCUCCCGGCGUCUCGACCGCCCCAGACCGUCUUCCCCCCCGAGUACGACGCGGAGCCUCCACGCAAUGAGUCGGUGUUGUUCCCUGCAGAGUUCCGGGCGGUCCCUCAGUUCAUCUAUCCGUACCUCACGUCGAUGGACGGCACCGCGGCGGCCAACUACACGCACUAUCCGGAGGGGUACGACCAACCGCAGCCGUUGUCGCCUGCCGGUGGUGGAUUGGGCGGAAAUCCAUCGCUCUAUGACGAGGUGGUGAAUGUCGAGGUUGAGGUGCGCAACACAGGACCGCGGGCCGGUCAGACCGUGGUGCAGGUGUAUGUCUCAUUCCCUGGGGGACCGAUUGAGUUUCCGUCGCGCGUGCUGCGGAAUUUCACCAAGGUCGCGCUGGAGGCCGGGGAGAGGCAGACGGUGGCGAUGACGUUGACCCGGAAGGACCUGAGUUACUGGAGUGUGCGCGAGCAGAAUUGGGUGAUGCCGGAUGGCGAGUUUGAGAUUUGGGUCGGACAGAGCUCACGGGAUUUGCCUUUACGAGGGGAAUAUUGA
Messenger RNA from Aspergillus brunneoviolaceus CBS 621.78, 3426 nucleotides. Its product is annotated as beta-glucosidase. Gene Ontology annotation, molecular function: beta-glucosidase activity. The record is from RefSeq and is a predicted model, not a curated record. Bases 202 to 3426 code for a protein of 1074 amino acids. The transcript has 4 exons. Gene Ontology annotation, biological process: glucan catabolic process. Lineage: Eukaryota; Fungi; Ascomycota; Eurotiomycetes; Eurotiales; Aspergillaceae.